Molecule: messenger RNA, 157 nt
Organism: Sphaeroforma arctica JP610
Lineage: Eukaryota; Ichthyosporea; Ichthyophonida
Exons: 1
Source: RefSeq, a predicted model, not a curated record
UGAACCGGGACAUGCCGAGCAAUUUGGCAUCACGGAACCGAUAUCUGUUGAACCCCCAACUGUAAGUGAUCUCAAGCAGACUAAGUCGUUAUUGAAGCUCCUGGACGAGAGCGAUAUAUUCGAAUCGCCCAAGGAAGAGCAGCUUAGGUAUGUAUGA